Stomoxys calcitrans (stable fly) is the source of this 2569-nucleotide messenger RNA. It is a transcript of the gene Neurochondrin, whose product is annotated as neurochondrin homolog. Bases 149 to 2320 code for a protein of 723 amino acids. The record is from RefSeq and is a predicted model, not a curated record. Gene Ontology annotation, cellular component: dendrite. Lineage: Eukaryota; Metazoa; Arthropoda; Insecta; Diptera; Muscidae. Gene Ontology annotation, biological process: regulation of neuronal synaptic plasticity; neuron projection development. The transcript has 2 exons.
AACUUUUUCAGUACGGGAGUAAAAGUCGGCAAGUAAAGAUCUCUAAGCGAAAAAUCACAAGAAGAAAAGCCGAACGUGUGAAGUGUGUUAGCAAUCGGUAAUUGAUUGAAGAAAAAGUGAUCAAUUGGCUGAAAUAUUUGAGACGAAAAUGGCAGCUGUACCAGAACCCGUGAAAAAAUGCGCCACCAUGCUGAAGGCAACAAAGAGUGAUUCAGAAAAGUUUGCAGCACUCUUCAUGGUCACCAAAUUGGUUAAGGGCAAAGAAUGCAAUUCGGAGGCCAAAAAGCUGCUGUUCGAGGCCAUUGGCUUCAAUUUCCUCAAGAAGUUAUUGAAUGGCAAAGAUUUGCCCAACGAUUGCCCACCGCUGGUGUACAAAAGUGUGGCCCUGUCCAUACUCACAUGUUUCUGUCAGGAAGCCGAGUUGGCCACCCACAAAGAUUUAUUGGAUGUCAUACCCACCCUGCUGGAGAUUGUGGAGCAAGCCGAUGAUGAUGACUGUGAUGACAAUCUGAUUGUGGUCAGCGAGGCCUAUAGCUGUUUGAAAUUCAUCGCCGAACAUGAACCUGGACAAAAUGCUCUGAUGACCAUGGGAGCCAUACCCAAGAUGUCUCAGAUUUAUUCGGCCCAAAGUUUCCAAACCGAUGAGGCCUUGCAUUUAAUAGUGUUGUUGGUAAAGAAGUUUGGCAAAGCCUCUUGGACAGAUGAUCCCAAGCCUUUCCAUGCCUUGAUUCAACGCAUUGCCCUGGACAUGGAGACGGAACACAGUGAGCGAAAAUAUGAAUUGUGCAAAAUCUUGUCGGCCAUUUUGAAGACUUGUAAGCGUGAGAUUAUCUACAACUCCCUGGAGGGGGAGAUUUGGCCGGAGAGCUUGUUCAAGGGAUGCAGCGAUAUUUUGAAAAGUAAAAUUGGUCCCAAGCAACGUGAUCCCACUCUUCAUUUGAUAUCCACCAUUCUUCAGGUCUUGGGCAUUCAAUGGGCCUUCAUGUGUGAUGAAAAGCAGUUCUAUUUGCUCAUCUUGCAAAUGGCAGCCAUUGAGGUGAGAAUGCAGAUGGAUGAGAAGAAAUUGGAGGCCACUUUCCGCAAUGCCCCUCUCAUACAAUGUUGCUUCAUUAUCUUGGAGCAUUGCAUCGAAUACAUGGGCAAGGAUCAGCUGGAUUUGGAUGCCAAAGAGAAACAGACUACCUAUACCGCUCUCAAGUUUGCCUUCAAUCAGGUAUUGGCAGUUUUGACACGUGUCUCCAACGAUAAGAUCAAGGAUAGCACCAAUCCCAGUGAGCGAAAUUUCAUCAAAUUCACUGUUCGUGUUUUGUCCGCCUGGUUGGCCCAAGAGACCACCGCCAUGAGACCCGCCAUCUACAAGCUUUUGCCCUUCAUGUUCAAGAUUACCAAUGAGUCCUUCAAUGAUCUCAAAGAGUGGCGGGCAGGACCCAAAGACACCGAGGCCCCUGUGGAUAUUUUGCGUGUCAUGUUGCCCGCCCUGUGCCACUUGGUGGUGGAAGAUGAGGCCCGCAAGGUGAUUUUCAGCACCAAGCAAGAUGAGGUCUUCUUGCAGCAGAUAGAGUUCUACUUCAGCAUAGCCCACUACAAGCGCCCUCCCAUUCCCAGGGCCGAACGAUUGAAGCGCAUGAAUGAACCGGAUCCCAAACCCACUGUCGAGCAAUUAGCCGAAAUGAAAGUGGCUAGGGGAGCCAUCUGCGCCCUGUGCAACAUUCUGAUGAAUCUGACGGUAUUGGAACCCAAGUUGGCCGAAGAUGGUCCCGUAUUUGCCAGCAUUUUCAAAUUUGUCUAUGAAAAUUUGCCCGAACUUAAGGAUACUCCCGAUAAUCUGGUUAUGCAUGGCAACUUGGCAGUUCUGGGCUUGCUGUUGCUGAAGCAACAAUCCAAGAAAGUAAAACAGAAUGACUUUUCCAUUUGUCGCUACAUCACGGCCACCAUUCGUUUUCUAUGGGAUGCCUAUAACAUCGAUGAGUCCAAUGAUCCCACAGCCUUGGUGGUGUCCAUAGCCUACAAGGAGCACUGGAUGGAAUUAUCAGAGCUGUGGUUUUUGGGUAUGCAGACCAUAUGUGGUGUUCUACCUUCGGUGCCAUGGAUUUCCGAAUUUGCCAUCGAGUCUGGCUGGGCUGAGGGCAUAGUGCAGACCUUGAAGCGUGUUAAAAUUGGUACCCUUCCCGCCAAUGUCAAGUCGGCCUAUGAAGACUUUUUAUCCCAACUGGUCGAUGUCAACUCCACGGUGGCCGCUGUCUUGAAGAAAGCCGAUGCCUUGAGGGUGUGCCGUAAUCAUCGCAUGAUGGAAUUGGGCAAAAGACUUUUCGGUGACUAAACAACCACAACUCGCAACAUGGGAAGGGGAGGGCCCCUAUGUCUUGUAGCAUCUGAGUAUGAGAAUGUAUGAAGAAACACUCACGUUUUUCAUGUUAAAAUUAAGUUAAAAAUAAUUUUGUUUUUCUAUUCUAUCAUUUUUGUAAUGCUCCAUUCAAAUUGAAUCACUUUCUUUUCAUAACAUUUCAACGAUAACACACCAGAACAACUGUUUAACCAAGCUGAAGAAAAAAAAAAUAAAAACACUGAA